Eutrema salsugineum is the source of this 473-nucleotide messenger RNA. RefSeq lists its product as uncharacterized. Lineage: Eukaryota; Viridiplantae; Streptophyta; Magnoliopsida; Brassicales; Brassicaceae. The coding region runs from base 25 to 378 and encodes 117 amino acids. The transcript is spliced from 2 exons. Gene Ontology annotation, biological process: NADH dehydrogenase complex (plastoquinone) assembly. The record is from RefSeq and is a predicted model, not a curated record.
AAAAUCUCAUUUGCUUCUUCUUCCAUGGCUUUAUCCUUUGCUCCUUCAACAAGAUUCUCCAAGAUGCAAUCAGGGGUAUGGAACAGUGGAUCCUACAUGCCACGAGUUACCGUGAGAUGCUGUGAAACCGGAAAAGAGCCUCCACGACCAAAAUCAAAGCUUCAAGUCGGAUCGCCAAUCAUCAUCGUGGAAGCACCUAAAGUGAUAAAAACAGCCGCUUCAAUGCCUUGUCUUAGGGCUAACGCUGGUUUGGUCAAGCCUGGCGAUGUUGGAAGAAUCGUGUCGAGAAAACCUAAGGACUUGUGGGCAGUUCGACUCUCCAUCGGAACGUAUCUUUUAGAUGGUAAAUAUUUCAAAGCUUUAGAGCUUGACGAGUGAGCCAGUGAUUGAGAUAAUGUCACGUAAAUUUCAGAUUUAAUUGUGUAUAUUUUCAAUAUAUGUAUACUAGAUAUAUAAUUUUUUUUUUCGAAUUC